UAAAAACCCUAUCCGGUCUAUCCUCUCUCAUCCCACUGGCCCCAAAAAUGGCGAUCUCCCUCUCCUCCCUCUCCUCCUCCUUCGCCUCUCUCUCCUUCUCCUCCAACCUCUCCUCGAACCCUAGGAUCCUCCGACCCCUCCCGACCCUCGCUUCCACCCGACGCGCCCCGCUCCGCGCCGUCGUCGCCGCCUCCUCCGCCGCCACCGCCGUCGCUGCGUUCUCCGGUGGCGCCGCCGAGGUUGCGGAGGUGGAGGGUGUGAGCUUGGAGAAGUACGUGAAGGCCAGGCUCCCCGGGGGAUUCGCGGCUCAGAGGAUCAUCGGGACGGGGCGUAGGAAGUGCGCCAUCGCCCGCGUCGUGCUCCAAGAGGGCUCCGGGAAGGUCAUCAUCAACUACCGCGACGCUAAGGAAUACCUCCAAGGAAAUCCCCUGUGGCUGCAGUAUGUGAAAACUCCACUGUUGACCUUAGGGUUCGAGAGCAGCUACGAUGUUUUCGUCAAGGCUCACGGGGGCGGCCUCUCGGGUCAGGCCCAGGCGAUUUCUCUCGGUAUCGCGCGCGCUUUGCUGAAAGUUAGUGAGAACCACAGAAGUGCUUUGAGGAAGGAGGGCCUUUUGACCAGAGAUUCUCGGGUCGUCGAAAGGAAGAAAGCGGGUCUUAAGAAAGCUCGGAAAGCUCCCCAGUACUCGAAGCGUUAGCGUAGUUUCUAUUUACAUGGUUUUGUGUGUAACUUUUUUUGUUUUUUUCGGUCAUGAUUUGUAAGUUUGUAUUAUGUUUUAUCUGAACAUACCACAAUUUGCUUUAGCUUGUAAUCAUUCCCUUAAAUUGGUGCGGGAAUUGGAAUCCAUCACCUUUCAUGGUUGUAAAUGUUCCUUUUGAUCUUGAAAGAGCAGAGAAUUAAUCGCUUAUUCGACAGUAGUUA
Molecule: messenger RNA, 919 nt
Organism: Ananas comosus (pineapple)
Lineage: Eukaryota; Viridiplantae; Streptophyta; Magnoliopsida; Poales; Bromeliaceae
Product: 30S ribosomal protein S9, chloroplastic
Exons: 2
Coding region: 48-695 (215 amino acids)
Biological process (GO): translation
Cellular component (GO): plastid small ribosomal subunit; mitochondrial small ribosomal subunit; ribosome
Molecular function (GO): RNA binding; structural constituent of ribosome
Source: RefSeq, a predicted model, not a curated record